Molecule: messenger RNA, 489 nt
Organism: Brassicogethes aeneus
Lineage: Eukaryota; Metazoa; Arthropoda; Insecta; Coleoptera; Nitidulidae
Source: the annotation of a GenBank genome assembly
AUGCAAACGGACGAAUAUGUGAAAAUCGGAUCUCCCGAUCGUAAAGUUAAGUUUGAGGGACUUGGUUCUAGCAGUAACGAAACUUUAGGUGAAUUUACAGUAAAUGUAAAUGUAGAUGAAGAAAACUAUCCAGUUAAGUUUCACGUCGUGGCGGGCGAAAUUUUUAAAUGGGGUUUGCUGCUAGGAACGGAUUUUCUAGAUAAACAUAUUUAUAAAAUAAAUGUGAUCGAUGAAGCUAAGCUAGCACACGAAGACAAACGUCAGGAUCGCGAAAAGCUGAAAAAAUUACCUGAGAAAACCUGUAGUGUACGAAUACAAGCCGAAAUUAUUCUGAAAGACGAUAUUCAAGUGUCGGCCAGGCCGAGAAGAUUAGCUCCGUCGGAGAGAAAUGAAGACGAAAACGUGCGUAAAUUAAAUGACGCAGCAACGCGCGACGAAGACGACGGCAGGAUGUUUAAGUUAGAAUACGUCACCAGUCUUAUAGACUGA